AGAAAAUGUCAAAAACCUUCUCCGCUCAUCCACAUAAACGUCAAACGGGUGUUUUCCUGCAACAUUUCUUGUUGCGUCGCGUUUUUGGAAAAAAUAAAAUUGGAACAAUCCGCAUCUCCGCGCCCUAAAACCUUCGCAAUUUCUGUUCCCCGCAAUGGCCACUCCCGCAACGCCGCCACUGAUCUCAAGUUUAAGCUGAAAAACACGGUUCCGGAGUUUGCCGGCGAUGGGACCGUCCGGUACGGGUGCUACCUGCUGUCGGUGGCCAGCGUGGUCGGAUAUGUGUUUAUGGAGACGACCGCCGGGCAAGGUGAUCGACGAGGUUGUUCCGCUGUGGAUGGUUCCGUUGCCGAGGGAGCCGUUCAAGCUAGCGAUGUACUGUGACCAUGGGCUGCUGACGGUGAAUGUUGAUGUGGGUGUAUCAAUUUGUGAUAUUUACUCGGUUCCGUCGUUGAUGACGCCGACGGUUGGAAAAUUAUAUGAGAUUCGGACGUCACCGGAAUCUGGCGUGAGGAGUACGCAGAUUUUGUAGAAUCAACAUGUUUUCGAUGAUAUAAUUAUAGGUAGUGGAAAUAAUGUUUGAAAAAUAAGAUGUAGAACAGAUGAGAAAAAAAAUAUUUAUAUAUACUUUAUUAUAAUAAAAGAAACCAUGGGUGAAAUUGGGAAAAUUGUUUUACUAUAUGACUUAUCGGCUCAUUACUUUUGAUAGGGUUAUCAGAUCUUCAAUCUUAUAGCAUCAUUUGAAAGGGUUUUCAAUUAUCCAACAAAUGUUUUCAAACGAUGGAUCCGGACAUUAUUUCCAUCAAAAUAUCUCAAAUAUGGCCCCCAAAAGGCGACAACUAACACUUAAGUUCUCAUAACAUUUGAUAGGGUUAUCAGAUCUUCAAUAUUUUUGACUCAUUAGAAAGGUCUUUCAAUUAUCCAACUAACGACGGGUCGCAUUAUGGACCCGGCCAACAUUUUCAUCGAAAUAUUUGAGAUCCGGCCUCUAAAAUGUGUUAAAAUGACACUGAAGUGCUCAUAACUUUUGAUAGGGUUAUCAGAUUAUCAAUGUCUUUGGUUCAU
This is a messenger RNA of Culex pipiens pallens (northern house mosquito), 1065 nucleotides long. RefSeq lists its product as uncharacterized. Lineage: Eukaryota; Metazoa; Arthropoda; Insecta; Diptera; Culicidae. The record is from RefSeq and is a predicted model, not a curated record. The coding region runs from base 227 to 532 and encodes 101 amino acids. The transcript has 2 exons.